Babjeviella inositovora NRRL Y-12698 is the source of this 3738-nucleotide messenger RNA. It is a transcript of the gene MYO5, whose product is annotated as myosin 5. The record is from RefSeq and is a predicted model, not a curated record. The coding region runs from base 1 to 3738 and encodes 1245 amino acids. Lineage: Eukaryota; Fungi; Ascomycota; Pichiomycetes; Serinales. Gene Ontology annotation, cellular component: microvillus; myosin complex; cell tip. The transcript has a single exon. Gene Ontology annotation, molecular function: ATP binding; microfilament motor activity; actin filament binding. Gene Ontology annotation, biological process: endocytosis; vesicle transport along actin filament; actin filament organization.
AUGGCUAUCACAAAACGAGCAGGACGCAACAAAGACGGCAAGGCGCCGCCACCAAAACGAAACGGGAUCCAGAAGGCCGAGUUCGACACCCACAAGAAGAAGGAAGUCGGGGUGCUGGACCUCACACUCCUCGCCACCAUCUCCGAUGACGCCAUCAACGACAACUUGCAGAAGCGGUUCGCAAACCGGAGCAUUUACACGUACAUAGGGCACGUACUCAUCUCGGUGAAUCCGUUCCAGGAUUUGGGCAUCUACACGGAACAGGUGCUCCAGCUGUAUCGUGGUAAGAACCGGUUGGAGGUGCCGCCGCACGUGUUUGCGAUCGCGGAGGCCAUGUACUACAACAUGAAGGCGUAUGGCGAGAACCAGUGUGUGAUCAUCUCCGGUGAGUCUGGGGCGGGGAAGACGGAGGCUGCGAAGCGCAUCAUGCAGUAUAUCGCGUCGGUCAGUGGCGGCGAUGAUGCACGUGGCGCUGCGUGUGGCGACUCGUCCAUUCAGCGCAUCAAGGAUAUGGUACUUGCAACCAAUCCACUCCUCGAGGCGUUCGGGUGUGCCAAGACGUUGCGCAACAACAAUUCGUCGCGCCACGGCAAGUACCUCGAGAUCCAGUUCAAUGCGACGUACGAGCCCAUCUCCGCCAACAUCACCAAUUACCUCUUGGAGAAGCAGCGUGUAGUGGGGCAGAUCACGCAAGAGCGCAACUUUCACAUCUUUUAUCAGUUCACCAAGGGCGCGUCCGCUGCGUACAAGCAGACACUUGGCAUCCAGGGCCCGGAGACUUAUCUCUACACGUCCGCGGCCAAAUGCAUCAACGUGGAGGGCAUGAAUGACGUAGCAGAGUUUGCAGACACGUUGAACGCGAUGCAGAUUAUCGGAUUAGCCCAAGACGAACAGGAUCACAUCUUUCGCCUCCUCGCAGCCAUCUUGUGGAUCGGGAACGUGGCGUUUGGGGAGAACGACGAGGGCAACUCCACCAUCCGUGACACCUCCGUUACUGACUUUGUCGCGUACUUACUCCAAGUGGAUGCCGCAACGUUGUGCAACGUGUUGACGGAACGCAUUAUACAGACAAACCACGGGAUGAAGCGCGGAUCGGUUUACCACGUGCCGCUCAACCGCACGCAAGCUACAGCCGUGCGCGACGCGUUGGCCAAGGGGAUCUACAAUAACCUCUUUGAGUGGAUUGUCGAGCGCGUCAACCUCUCAUUCGCGCAGAAUGCGGUAGCACAUCAGCAGAUCCACAAGUCCAUCGGGAUCUUGGACAUCUACGGCUUCGAGAUUUUCGACACUAACCUGUUCGAGCAGCUCUGCAUCAACUACGUCAACGAGAAGUUGCAGCAGAUUUUUAUCCAGCUCACGUUGAAAGCGGAGCAGGAAGAGUAUGUGCGUGAGCAGAUCCAAUGGACCCCCAUCAAAUUUUUCAACAACCAGGUGGUGUGUGACUUGAUCGAAUCCAAGCGGCCGCCAGGAAUCUUUGCCGCAUUGAACGAUGCUUGCGCGACCGCGCAUGCGGACUCGACCGCCGCAGACGGUUCCUUUGCGCAGCGCUUGGGCGGGGUCGGUACCAACGCGCAUUUUGAGUUGCGCUCCAACAAGUUCCUUGUGCGCCACUACGCAGGCGACGUCAUGUACGACAUCAAGACCAUGACCGACAAGAACAAGGAUCAGAUGCUCAAGGACUUGCUUGACAUGCUCCAAACAUCGCAGAACGGCUUCUUGGUCAGCCUCUUCCCCGAGGCUGACACUGCCAAGAAGCGCCCGCCAACCGCAUCUGACAGAAUCAAACACUCCGCGAAUGAGCUCGUAGACACGUUGUCGCGCGCGCAGCCGUCGUACAUUCGUACCAUCAAGCCCAACCAAAACAAGUCGCCCAGCGAGUUCGACACCAAGGCCGUGCUUCACCAGGUCAAGUACCUCGGACUCCAGGAGAACGUGCGCAUCCGUCGCGCGGGCUUUGCGUACCGUCAGACGUUUGAAAAGUUUGUAGAGCGCUUCUACCUCCUUUCGCCCAAGACGUCCUACGCCGGGGACUACAUCUGGGAAGGUGACCACCGCACGGGAACCAUCCAGAUCCUCCAAGACGCGUCCAUUCCCACGUCCGAAUUCCAGACCGGGACCUCAAAGAUCUUUAUCAAAUCGCCUGAGACCUUGUUCCUCUUGGAGAACCUUCGUGAUAAGUACUGGGAUAACAUGGCCGCGCGCAUCCAGCGCGCGUGGCGCCGUUACCUCCGCCGCAGGGAGGCCGCGGCCAAGACUAUCCAGCGCACAUGGCGCGAGAAACAGCACGGCAACAAAUACGAACAGUUGCGAGACCAAGGCACCAAGCUCUUGGGCGGCCGCAAGGAGCGCCGUACCAUGUCCUUGUGUGGCUACCGUGCGUACAUGGGGGACUACCUCAACUGCAAUGACUACUCUGGGUUCGGGCGCUUCCUUGUGAAGCAGACGGGCAUUAACGAGAAGGUGGUGUUUUCGUCGCGCGCAGAGACUUUGCAAUCGAAGUUUGGGCGUUCAUCCAUGCGCGUGCCGCGCAUCGUUAUCCUCACUACCUCCACCUUGUUCCUCAUCACGGAGCAGGUGGUGGAUGGCAAGGUGGCCUACUCCAAGGAGACGUUUCCCGUGAACUUGAUCAGCCAGGUGGGCAUGUCGAGCUUCCAGGACAACUGGGUCGCCAUCUGUACCACCAAUAGUCUGGCGUCAGACUGGUUCAUUAACCUUGACUUCAAGACCGAGUUGGUUACGCAUUUACUGAAGUUGUGCUCGGGCUUACAGGUGAAGAUUGGCCCGACCGUCAUGUACCAGAAAAAACCGGGCAAGUUCACCACUGUUAAGUUUGCCGUCAGUUCUGCCGCCCCUAAGUACAGCGAUAUUUACAAGUCCGGGGCAGUACUGGUCCCCCAGGGGCAGCCAGGCAGCAGUGUGUCCAAGAGAAGACCGAGAAAUGCCAGCACCACGGUAGAUUAUUCCAAGUACAGACGGGGGGUGGCGAGUAGCAGUUCGAAUGGCUACGCGGGACAGCAGCGUUCAGCGCAGUUCCAGGCUCAGCCUCCGGUACAACGCCAGCCAAUCAGCCAGGCUCAGACCCCACGGAGACAAACGUCGAGAAAGGCGCCGCCUCCGCAGCCGGUUCAGCAGCAAACCCAUCCGAUUCAGCAAACGCUGAACCCGGCGGCUCAACAGAAUGCCGUCAACCCAGCGGUUCUGGCCGCUACCGCGGCGUACAACCCCCAGCCUACCCGUGCAAAGAAAACGGCCCCGCCUCCGCCACAAAAAGUGAUGAGAAAGCAGACCGCACCUGCACCUCCACCACCUCCGCCUGCUCAACCUUCCCACCCGACGUUCAAAGCGGCAUACGAGUUUGUGGGUAGUGGUGCUGUUUCUGAGCUUCCGCUCACACUCGGUCAGGUGGUGUAUGUCACCAAGCAGGAGGGCAACGGCUGGUGGUUGGCCAAGACGUUGGAUGGCACUAAAGAGGGCUGGGUGCCAGGCGCCUACAUGGUCGAAGCCGCUUCCGCACCAGUUCAGACCCCACAAGCAUCUGUCGGGGUGAUCCCAGCGGCCCAGGUUGCUUCUGUCCAGACGGCGAACGAAGGUGGUUUGGCCGGCGGUUUGGCCGCAGCGUUGUUGGCAAAGCAGCAAGACUCAUCAGACUUGGCGGGUGGUUUGGCUGCUGCGAUCAAGCUGAGACGUGGGAGAAUGGAUAGCGAUGAUGAAGACGAGGGUGAUGAUGAUGAUUGGUAG